CGUCGUAGCCGAUCGAUCUCUGCACUUAGCUGUUACCUUAAUAACCCAAGCUGACGCUUCAUCAAUCUAUUAAGCUUUAAAGUCUUCCUAAAUGGUUUUGGUCCACCUCCCCUCUUUCUUCUUCUAUAUUAAACGCUCCGUCUGAUCGUCAAUCAACCAUAAUCCAUAAUGGAAAACUUCCAUUGAAGAACAGAAGAAGCUACAGCUACGGGUUUCGAUCGAGAUGUUUCAUCUUCUUCCUACGGAUCCAGCAAUCUACCAGUCACAGAUUCACAUCUUAUUAGAUCCAUCUCAAGUUAUAAAAAGGUUGAAGCUAGCCCAGGAUCAUCACGGGGCAUCAAUGUUCUUCUGCGGUUUCCUCAGGUUUGAAGCUAGCUCAGAGUCACGGGGCAAGAAGAACCAUAUUCAGAUGCUGUUUAACAAGGUUAAUCUAGCAAUAUAAAGAGAAAAAAUCGCAAUUAUAGUUCCCAACGGCUGCGGAACGAUUAUAUUACUGGAGCUAAUUAUUGAUUUAGAGAAGCCAAUGAAAGGUGAAGUUAUUUGGAGAGCACAAUGUAGUGCCAAACUACUUCGAACAGUUUCAGCUUAGGUGGAGUUAACCGAAAUCGUCCCUGGAAGUGGUUCCAAGUAUGGUGGUGUUCAGUAACUUGAGAGUGUAGCAAUUACUGAUCUAAACGCAUACAUUCUCAACAAUCCUCUGCAGGCAGAGUUUCUUUGCUCUAGGGUCCUUAUUCUAACAUGAACGCAUUGGCUCAGCUCAUGACAUGGAAAACAGCAGUGGCUAAGAUUCCGUACGGAGGAGCCAAAGGAGGGAUUGGUUGUGAUACGAGCAAGCUCAGCGUCACCGAGCUUGAGAGACUGACUAGAGUCUUCACUCAUAAGAUUCAUGAUCUCAUUGGGAUUCACACUGAUGUUCCAGCUCCUGAUAUGGGCACUGGUCCUCAGACAAUGGCUUGGAUUCUUGAUGAGUACUCUAAGUUCCAUGGUUACUCUCCUGCAGUUGUCACUGGAAAACCCAUUCAGGAUCUUGGUGGAUCACUCGGGAGAGACGCAGUUACUGGAAGAGGAGUGAUGUUUGGAACCGAAGCUUUGCUUAACGAGCACGGCAAGAGCAUCUCAGGGCAACGUUUUGUCAUCCAGGGGUUUGGGAAUGUAGGGUCAUGGGCGGCGAAGCUGAUAAGUGAGCAAGGUGGGAAGAUAGUUGCGGUGAGUGACAUUACCGGAGCUAUCAAGAACAAGGACGGUAUUGAUAUCGAGAGCGUGCUUAACUAUACCAAAGAACACAGAGGUGUUAAAGGGUUUCAUGGUGCGCAUCCCGUCGAUGCAAACUCAAUACUGGUCGAGGAUUGUGAUACCCUCAUCCCUGCAAGAUGACAUUUGUUCUUUGCUUUUUUGAGUUAAGAAAAUACUCCCUCCGUUUCAUAUUAAGUGUCGUUGUAGAGAUUUUUUUUCGUUGCAAAAUAAGUGUCGUUUUCGAAUUUCAAUGCAGAAUUUAUUAAUUUUAUUCUGUAUUUUAUUUUUCUAUUGGUCGAGAUACAUGUGUAAUGAUGUUUUUGUUAUGGAAAAUAUGCAAAAUUUAAUGAUUU
Messenger RNA from Raphanus sativus (radish), 1586 nucleotides. Its product is annotated as glutamate dehydrogenase 1. Gene Ontology annotation, molecular function: L-glutamate dehydrogenase (NAD+) activity. The coding region runs from base 739 to 1374 and encodes 211 amino acids. The record is from RefSeq and is a predicted model, not a curated record. Gene Ontology annotation, biological process: L-glutamate catabolic process. NCBI's taxonomy places the organism in Eukaryota, Viridiplantae, Streptophyta, Magnoliopsida, Brassicales, Brassicaceae. The transcript is spliced from 9 exons. Gene Ontology annotation, cellular component: mitochondrion.